AUGGCCCUUAAACACGCCGACUACACGAUCGCUUGGAUCUGUGCCUUGUCGCUAGAGAUGGCCGCCGCGAAGGUCAUGUUGGAUGAGGUCCACCCUUCCCUUCCCCAGCAAAAAUCCGAUCACAACAGCUACACUCUUGGAAGUAUUAGCGGUCACAAAGUGGUUGUAGCCUGCCUACCCUCUGGGGUUUACGGAACCACAUCUUCCGCGAUCGUGCUUGCCCACAUGCUGCCAACAUUUCCGUGUCUUCGAUUUGCAUUGAUGGUGGGCGUUGGAGGAGGCGUGCCCAGCAAAACCGCUGACAUUCGACUUGGCGAUGUGGUUGUCAGCAUGCCAAAUGCGACUUCUGGAGGUGUCAUCCAAUAUGACUAUGGGAAGACACUUCGUGAAGGACGCUUUCAGCGGACUGGGUCACUUAACAAACCCCCUCAAUUUCUGCUCACUGUGAUAUCCCAAAUGCGCGGCAAUCACAUGACUGGUGAAAGACCUAUGGCAGAAAUUUUAUCCAAUACACUUCAGAAGCACCAAGAGAUAAGAGAACAGUUUUCACGCCCGGAUAGAGACUGGCUCUUCAGCUCAGACUAUAAUCAUGAUAGUAGCGACCCUGAUUGUUCUACAUGUGAUCGAACUCAGUUAGUAUAUCGUGAGCCUCGAGUAACUGAGGAGCCGCACAUUCACUAUGGCUUGAUUGCUUCCGGGAACCAAGUUAUAAAGCAUGCCAAGACACGAGACUUUAUCGCCCAGGAGAUGGGCAUCCUCUGUUUUGAAAUGGAAGCUGCGGGGCUUAUGGAUCAGCUUCCAUGCCUGGUGAUUCGAGGAAUCUGUGACUAUUGCGACUCUCACAAGCACAAAAACUGGCAAGCAUACGCAGCUCUUGUUGCCGCUGCUUAUGCGAGAACUCUUCUUAUGGCGGUUCCUGCGCAUGAAAACACUGGUGAUGCGGUAACAGAACAAAAUUGUGAACAACACCACUGGAUGGUCCCCUUUCAGAAGAACUGGAGAUUCGCGGGCCGUGAAAAAGAAAUUGCCAAAUUGGAAGGAUUAAUCGAACAACUAAAUGGUGCAUCCAGAGUUGCUAUCUCAGGGCUUGGUGGAAUUGGAAAGACCCAAAUCACGCUCGAAUUAGCUUACCGCAUACGAGAGAGAGACUCCAGCUGCUCAAUAUUCUGGAUUCCAUGUACUAGCUACGAGAGUGUUAAACAAGCCUAUAUAAGUAUCGCACAGACAGUUGGAAUUCAAGAAGUGAAGCCGGCAGAGGCGAAAGAGCGUGUCAGGAUUUAUCUCAGCCAAGAAAGUGCUGGAAAGUGGCUUCUGAUUUUUGACAGUGCUGAUGAUAUAGACAUGUGGAUCAACGAUAGUCAAACUACUCCAGCUCUUAAAAAAUUUCUCCCUCAGAGUAAGCAAGGCCAUAUUCUCUUCACCACGCGCAACCGGAUGUUAGCUGUGAAACUAGCAUCUCCUCAUGUGAUAACGGUCUCUGAGCCUGAUAAAGAAACUGGAUUGAAGAUACUUGAAAACUCACUGGUUGACAGUGAUCAGUCUGAUCAAAACAGUGCUUCUGUGAUCCUCCUUGAACAGCUCGCCUAUCUCCCACUAGCAAUCACUCAGGCCACGGCGUAUAUCAAUGAGAACCAAAUUUGCAUAUCAACGUACAUAAAACUUCUGAAGAAACAGGAGUCACACGUUAUAGAGCUACUGAGUGAAGGGUUUGAGGAUGAAGGUCGGUACGAAGCCGUCCAUAAUCCGAUAGCCACAACUUGGUUGAUAUCAUUCCAACAGAUUCAGCGCUUGAAUCGAUUGGCUGCUGAUUAUCUAUCAUUCAUGGCUUGUAUAAACCCACGCGAUAUUCCACAGUCUCUUCUGCCUCAGCCUGUAUCUGAUAAUGAGGGAAUAAAGGCAAUUGGUCUUCUUAAUGCCUAUUCAUUUAUUACCAAGCAUGCUAAGGGCAAUAACUUGAGUCUUCAUCGACUCGUGCAUCUUGCAACUCGGAACUGGUUAAGAAAUAACGGACAGUUUAGUUUGCAAGUACUAAAAGUUGCAGAUCAUCUAAGUGGAGUGUUUCCAAAUGAUAAUCAUAGCAAUCGACAGCUGUGGCGAGAAUAUAUUCCACAUGGCCUUUCUUUGAUAGGAGAGGACAAUUUUCGACGCGAGCAAGGACAAUAUAUUGACCUAGUCCAGAAGAUAGGGAGGUGUCUCUAUCAAGAUGGAAGGUACAAUGAAGCGGAACCGCUAUAUAUGCAGGUGAUGAAGAACCGCAAACAGGUGCUGGGGCUAGAGCAUCCUGACACUCUGACUAGCAUGGCCAACCUCGCAUUAACAUACCAGAACCAAGGACGAUGGAACGAGGCAGAAAAGCUAGGGGUCCAAGUGAUGGUAAACCAGAAACAGGUGCUGGGGCCGGAGCAUCCCUCUACUCUAACUAGCAUGGCCAACCUCGCAUCAACAUACUGGAGUCAAGGAUUGUGGAACGAAGCAGAAAAGCUGGGGGUGCAAGUAAUAGAGAGCCAGAAACAGGUUCUGGGACCAGAGCAUCCUCACACUCUAACUAGUAUGGCCAACCUCGCAUUAACAUACUGGAAUCAAGGACGAUGGAACGAAGCAGAAGAGCUAGGGGUGCAAGUAAUAGUAAUCCAAAAACAGGUGCUGGGGACAAAGCAUCCUGACACUUUAACUAGCAUGGCCAACCUCGCAUCAAUAUACCAGAACCAAGGACGAUGGAAUGAAGCAGAAGAACUAAAAGUGCAGGUAAUGGAGAUCCGGAAACAGGUGCUGGGGCCAGAGCAUCCUCACAAUCUAACUAGCAUGGCCAACCUCGCAUUAACAUACCAGAACCAAGGACGAUGGAACGAAGCAGAAAAGUUGGGGGUGCAAGUAAUGGAGAGCCGGAAGCAGGUACUGGGGCCAGAGCAUCCUCACACUCUGACUAGCAUGGCCAACCUCGCAUCAACAUACUGGAAUCAAGGAAGGAGGAACGAAGCAGAAAAGCUGGGGGUGCAAGUAACAGAGAGCCGGAAGCAGGUACUAGGGCCAGAGCAUCCAGAUACUCUAACUAGUAUGGCCAACCUCGCAUCAACAUACUGGAAUCAAGGAAGGUGGAACGAAGCAGAAAAGCUGGGGGUGCAGGUGAUGGAGAGCCGGAAACAGAUACUAGGACCAGAGCAUCCAGAUACUCUAACUAGCAUGGCCAACCUUGCAUUAAUAUACCAGAACCAAGAACGAUGGAGCGAAGCAGAAGAGCUAGGGAUCCAAGGGAUUAUAACCCAGAAACAGGUGCUUGGGCCAGAGCAUCCCUCUACUCUAACUAGCAUGGCCAACCUCGCAUUAAUAUACUAUAACCAAGGACGAUGGAAAGAAGCAGAAGAGCUGGGGGUGCAGGUAAUCGGGAUCCAGAAACAGGUGCUGGGGCCGCAGCAUCCUGACACUUUGACGAGCAUGACCAAUCUGGCAUUAACAUACCAUAACCAAGGACGAUGGAACGAAGCAGAAGAACUGGGGGUGCAAGUAAUGGAGGCCCGGAAACAAGUGCUGGGGCCGGAACAUCCUGACACUCUGACUAGCAUGGUCAAUCUGGUCUAUACUUGGGAAUCCCAGGGAAAGUUGUAA
Aspergillus tanneri is the source of this 3603-nucleotide messenger RNA. RefSeq lists its product as uncharacterized. Gene Ontology annotation, cellular component: kinesin complex. Gene Ontology annotation, molecular function: protein binding; catalytic activity; ADP binding. The transcript has a single exon. Gene Ontology annotation, biological process: nucleoside metabolic process. The record is from RefSeq and is a predicted model, not a curated record. The coding region runs from base 1 to 3603 and encodes 1200 amino acids. NCBI's taxonomy places the organism in Eukaryota, Fungi, Ascomycota, Eurotiomycetes, Eurotiales, Aspergillaceae.